AGGAAUAUUUUGUUCGGUCAUAUCGAACUUUACUAUGCUACAUAUUUAGCGGCACAAUAUAACAUUCAUGAUGUACAGUCUUACUUUUACAUAUGUCCGUAUGCUUUUCUGAGUUAUUGAUACACAACUCACAGUAUCUCCAUAAUAUCGUAAUCAUUUUGUUAAUAGACUCCUUUCUCUGAGCUACAGGAACUACAACAAACUGCGUAAUGAUGCAAGAAGCAAUAUCCGCGCAUCAGAGUAUUUCAGACUACGUCAGGAGGCGAGAAACCUGUCGCGCUGGAAUGACAUUAUUCCCCGGCAUGAGCCGGAUGUGUGGUGUUGAUUUAUCUGCGGAGGAGAGAAUGGAAGUAGACUGUAACCAGGGCGAUCCAACAAUAGACUCGAUUGAGGACUGUGUUGGAGACGUGAAAGACAUGAGGCUGGAGGCCGAAGCGGUGGUCAACGAUGUCCUGUUUGCCGUGGCAGAAAUGUAUGUCUCCCAGAUGCUGAAUAAUACAUUGGAUGUGGCAUACAUAAAUGUGAAGACGAGAGAAGGGAAUCGUUACUGCCUUGAGCUCUCCGAAGCGGGACUCCGGGUAGUUGGCUACCAGUUUGACCAGGUGAAUGAGAAUUUGAGCUCCCAGUAUCAUGAGACUGUUUAUUCGCUGCUGGACUCCCUGAGCCCCGGUUAUAGGGAGGCUUUCGGAAACGCUCUGCUGCAGAGGCUGGAAAGGCUGAAACAAAAUGGACAAUAGUGCACCUGUCGCACAAAGACCAAUAAAUGAAACGAGGGUUGUUGUUGAUGUAGGGACCUGUCUGUUAACCUGGAAGCCUGAUUUCAAGAAUAACAUCAUAUACACACAUUCUUCUUGUGCAUGUGUCCUGUAUUAUUGGCAACUUCCGAUAUGCAGCUGUCAACUUUAAAUGGCAUACAAAUGGCCCUGAUAUUCAAAGCAUGAUGACGCUAUGCUGUUUGUUGCACAUCUUUAAAGGCUUCAAGAAAUCUUACAUCUAAUAUAGGAACAAGUACCCCAAACAGCAACCCUCGAUGCUUGUUAUUGUCUAUGGAUCAUAGAUUGCACUAAAAUACUUUUUUUAAAUGGUCAAAAACUAUUGUGCCCUCUGUCUAAGUGCUUGGCAUUGGUCUGCAUCAGCUGAUACUUAAGUUAACUUGGAAAACUUUUUUUCUUGGUGAGGUUUUUCAGCGUAAACUGACCAAAGAGAUGGGCUACUGGGAGUGUUACCUAAUUAUUUUGAUUGUUUUCCAAGUAUAACUUUGUAUAGUUUUACAAUUGCCUUAAAUAUGCAUCACGACUGUGUAGCAAGUCCCAGCCCUUCGCUAACAUGUUUUAGUUGUUUCCAUCUAAAUAUUCCUUAGAUUUUUUUUUUUUUAUUGUACAAAAACCAUCAGAGAGUGCAAUGUUGUGUCUUCACCUGGUGACCUGAAUGGAAAGGCUUGGGGGAAAAUGUACAUUUCUAAUGUUUAUUUUGUCAUUUUAGUUCUAAGUACUAGUUGUGCUUCAAAUUCUAGAUAUUGAGAAUUAUUUGCAGUUGUGAAUCACUUGUAUUUUAGUGCUACCUUCCAUUUUUGCCCAACAUUUUAUUGCAUUAUUUGUGAACAGUUAAAAUAAUGCUAGCGUCAGGCAAAUUAUGUCUGUUGCAUAAGAGCUCUCAGUGGACAAAGCACACAAGAGACAACACAAAACCACUUGUUGCUACAGUAUAUGUUUUCUGAAGCAUUGAUGUAUUUUGAUUUUUAGACUUUUUCCUAGUGGAGGAAAGGAUCGUCAUAAAGACAGCCAUUGUGGAAAAGUUAUCCUCAGCAGUUAUGUUGUUUUUCCUCCAACUUACAUUUGUAUCAAUUUGCUGUGUAACUGCUUUGAAGUUGAAUACUUCAAACAAUUGUCCUCAAAUGGCACAAAGACAGUUAACAUUUGUAUAUUUGAUAAUCAUUCUGUACCUUUGUUUUCUACGAUUCACUCGUAACAAAACAUGCAUUACUGCUACACCGAUUUUUGCUGUCCCGCCAUGGUCAUGUUUGAAGUUCACUGUCAAGUGAGUGACUUUGCUCUUGAAGUUUGCUGCUGAGCUACGAUAUAUGUCUUUUCAAAAAGGACAUUUUUAGAAUUGAACUUCAUCCUUUAUAACAUGACACCGGCAUGAAAAGCUUAGCCACCGAUUAAUUUUACUUUCAUGAUAUGCUUCUGCUUUUACUAAAAAAAAAAAAGUGUCAGUUCAAGACUUUUCAUGUCAAACUAUUUUAAAUAAAAAUGACAUUUCUGCAACUGA
Molecule: messenger RNA, 2271 nt
Organism: Paramormyrops kingsleyae
Lineage: Eukaryota; Metazoa; Chordata; Actinopteri; Osteoglossiformes; Mormyridae
Gene: gskip
Product: gsk3b interacting protein
Biological process (GO): regulation of canonical Wnt signaling pathway
Cellular component (GO): cytoplasm
Molecular function (GO): kinase regulator activity; protein kinase A binding
Source: RefSeq, a predicted model, not a curated record